Solea senegalensis (Senegalese sole) is the source of this 1640-nucleotide messenger RNA. Its product is annotated as CDK5 regulatory subunit-associated protein 2. The record is from RefSeq and is a predicted model, not a curated record. The transcript has 9 exons. The coding region runs from base 14 to 1270 and encodes 418 amino acids. NCBI's taxonomy places the organism in Eukaryota, Metazoa, Chordata, Actinopteri, Pleuronectiformes, Soleidae.
UGUCAGUAUAGAAAUGCCUUACUACAUGAUAUAUAACUGUAAUAAUUUCUCUGUUUGCAGGUUGCAGUGUGAGGUGAAGCUGCAGAGGCAGCAGCUCUCUGACUCCCAGCACCUCCUUCAGUCACUGCGAGUGGAGCUGCAGGUUCAUGAAAAGAUCAAGACUGACUGUCAUAAACACGCAGUAUCCAGCGAGACAACCCAGGAGCCACUUCCUGUCCCUUCCUCUGGCUCGGUGGACCUGAGUGAGCUGCUGUCAGAGAUCAGACACCUGAGGCUGCAGCUGGAGAGGAGCAUCCAGACCAACACAGCUCUGCGACAGAGACUGGAGGAGCAGCUGCUCAGAGGAACCAACCGCUCUGAGACCAUCAACAUCAACUACCUGCUGUCCUCUCCAGAUGAAGGGGGCAGUUCACCAGGUCGCGAGGGCUACAAUCUUCGUCGCUCAUCUCAGUCUUACAAUGAACACACGAGCGUCCUACAUGGUGAGACACGUGGUGUUCUCUCCGGCAGCUCCGUCAGCAGCAGCUCAGGUGACAGCGUCUCUGGUGCUCCUUCUCGCCUGGUGCCGGGUCACAGAAUGUGGGCCAAUCGCAAUGGCCGCCAUGUCUUGGGCCUGAUAGAGGACUACGGCGCCCUGCGCAGGCAGAUCUCCGAGGGUCGAAAGCUGUCGCGCAGCAUGGACUCACAGCUGCAGGAGUGUCUGCACACACUCAGGCAGCAGGACUCUGACAAGGUGAUAGAACAACAGCAUCUGAAGAGUGUGUGCUGCAGCAUGAACACCAUGCAGCAGGUGUUAGAAGAGGCCGGUCGACUGCUCAAACUGGUGUGGAGAGUCUCUCUGCCAACUGGAAACAUCACAGUGGACACUGGCGACAACCAGCAGGACGAGUUGCUGAAAAACGAGAUAGCCAGACUGAAAAGCCGGCUGUCGCAGCAGGAGAGGAUGCUGAGUGGAGCCGUGAAACGCCUCCGCACCACCAACCAGCUCAAAGAGGGAAUGGAGAGGGUCAUCAUUGAUCAGUUGUCUCUAACCCAUGGAGUAUUGAAGAAAGCCAGGGGGAACAUGGAGACAAAUUACUGUACGCUCUUUGGCCUGAAAGGCCUGUCUGGAGGACCAGACAAAGGAGGUGCCAGUCAAUGGUCAGUAGGGGGCAGUAGACCCCCUCAGCCUGAGCAGAGGAGUGGACCUGUUUUCAAAGAGACUCCAGACAGAGAGUCUGACUCGUCAGAGGAUCACAACAGUGAUGUUUCUUUGCACUGCAGCUUCUGAAUCAACAACCUACACUGCAGCUUUUCAAAAUGUAGCGACUUAAUGUCCAUCAGGCUUUUUUUUUUUCCUGCUGUAAAACCGUCACCUUACUCUCUAGAACUCCUUCCUUUUUUUUGUAUUUCUACUUGCACAAAACCUGCCUAUAAUUUGAUUUAUCUUAGGUACUGAAGAUGUAAAAGUUUCUUUUAAAGAAAAAAAGCCUUGUAAUUUUAAUAUUUUUCCUGUUAUUUUAUAUGCUGAUUGCAGAACAUGAAGAUGUAUUUUAUUACUGACUAUAUUUGAACCUUUUGUUUUCACCUGACAGUUUAUGUAUUGGACACUUCACAGCUACCAUGUCAUGAGUUUUGUGCAGUAAACGGUGAAAAUCCCA